Molecule: messenger RNA, 487 nt
Organism: Setaria italica (foxtail millet)
Lineage: Eukaryota; Viridiplantae; Streptophyta; Magnoliopsida; Poales; Poaceae
Product: transmembrane protein 50 homolog
Exons: 3
Coding region: 125-487 (120 amino acids)
Biological process (GO): protein targeting to vacuole; late endosome to vacuole transport via multivesicular body sorting pathway
Source: RefSeq, a predicted model, not a curated record
UCCUACUCCUCAGCUUAAAAAACCACAAUACUAAAAACUUGCAGGGACUAGACUGAACAAAUCGGCUCCCCACUCGAUCUCUCCCCUUCCCGGCGUCGGAGUCGGAGGAGGCCACCGCGGGGCGAUGGACCACAACAACCUCCUGGCGGCGUGGCCGGUCGUGGGCCCGGGCGUCGCCGGCGCCGUCUUCGGGGCCGGGUGGUGGUUCUGGGUGGACGCCGUCGUCUGCAGCGCCGCCGCCGUCCCCUUCCUCCAUUACCUCCCAGGGUUCUUCGCCUCGUUCGCGGCGCUCAUGUUCAACUGCGUCAACCGGGAGGACAUCGGCGACGGUUACUAUUCGCCCUACGACGACUCUGAGUGGAGGGUGAAACUCUGGCUUUUCAUUUCAUAUGUGGUAUCUUUUGUCUCAUUGGCUGGGGAACCUCACUGGCAUGACAAGCACCUUUGGGAGCUUAUAGAACCUUUGAAGAUUGGUUUGAGGAGCUAG